AUGGUGCUGCUCACUACAAAGUCGGGCUACAUGCGCGUCGUUUUGGCGGCUCUCGCAGGUUUACACCUCCUUCCCACCUCUUUGGCUGCGAAAGGCGAUACUGGAUGUAGGCGGGAGGUGUGUGUCAGCGCCUCAGUUGAGGGUGAUGUGGUCAAUUACGAGGUGACUGGGAUGAUUCAGCCUGUGGGAUGGCUUGCUAUUGGAUUUGGGACUCGGAUGCCCAACACGCAUUCAGUCAUCAUGUGGAAGAACGACGACGGGUCGACGACGUUAUCGCAGCGCUAUACGAGUGGAUACACCAUGCCGCACCCCGAGUCCAAUCCUCCUCGUAUCGCAACGCUGGUUGAGCCCAAGGCGCUUACUCGUCCUGCCCACUCGACGACGUUCGCAUUCCAAGUGCCCGCUAACCGCUCACUACUGGCUAGUGCCGACCCCAAGGAAGCCAUGAUCUUUGCCUAUUCGCCGACGAAGCCAGACAAGGCCCCGGACUCGACUCUCACCCCGCACCAGUACGUCGGCUACCUCUCCCUGGAUUUCAGUAAAGACUUCGCCGGGCCCACCUUUGGGCAGCAGAUCGACACAGCGAAGCCCCCUGCGGGCAUUCCGAUCACGCAGGGCACGGGCACGGCGUACAAGCGCGUCGAGAAGCUGAUGAUACUACAUGGUUUCCUUGUCUCGUUUGGCUUCCUUGUUCUGCUUCCUGCGGGGUCGCUCAUCGCGCGUUGGGGCCGGUCGUUCACGCCGAGAUGGUUCAAACUGCAUCGUCUGUCCAACAUGUACAUCGCGCUGCCUGUCAUCACGCUCGGUGUUCUCCUGGGCCCCGCGAUCGUCUACUCCAAGGAGUCAUUCCGUAUCCACUUUGCGAAUGGACAUGAAAUCUACGGAGGCCUUUUACUGCUCGUAUACUACACUCAAGUUUUCCUAGGGCGAUAUAUUCACAACCGCCGCAACGAGCUUGCAAAAUUGGGACCCAUCACCCAACCUCACCCGCCUCUCAAUAUCUUCCACAUCGUUCUAGGCAUAAUCCGCAGCGGUAUGCAAUGGUGGGAGACGCUGACUGGCCGCGGGCCAAUCACAAACUGGGCUCUUCCCCUCUGGAAAGCAUGGAUCGUGAUCCUGCCUCUGGCUUAUUUCGGCGGGUACGCGUUGCUCCCCCGGCAAUUCCGCCUCGAGAAAGAGUCUGCGUACGCCCCGCUCCCUGUCGCGGCCACGGAAGACCGUGCGCAGUCGACGCGGCUCUUGGGCGAAGACGAAGAGGAGCGAGGGCAGUAG
Messenger RNA from Psilocybe cubensis, 1272 nucleotides. RefSeq names its product Cytochrome b561 and DOMON domain-containing protein. The record is from RefSeq and is a predicted model, not a curated record. The transcript has 7 exons. Lineage: Eukaryota; Fungi; Basidiomycota; Agaricomycetes; Agaricales; Agrocybaceae. The coding region runs from base 1 to 1272 and encodes 423 amino acids.